Molecule: messenger RNA, 3254 nt
Organism: Lagopus muta (rock ptarmigan)
Lineage: Eukaryota; Metazoa; Chordata; Aves; Galliformes; Phasianidae
Product: b(0,+)-type amino acid transporter 1-like
Exons: 5
Coding region: 1435-1890 (151 amino acids)
Biological process (GO): amino acid transmembrane transport
Cellular component (GO): membrane
Molecular function (GO): L-amino acid transmembrane transporter activity
Source: RefSeq, a predicted model, not a curated record
UUGAACUCUUUAUGCUUGACUUAAAAGUUAAUCAACUGUUAAAAUCCAAGACACCCCUCCUGUCCAAGUUUUAAUUUAAAUUCCCUUACAGCAGAUGAAUGUAUCUACAUUAGACCCAAUUUAUCAUGUAGAAACUGUAAUGUAACAAGGUGGCAGAAACUCUGCAAACUUCGCACAUUUGUCCUUCAUGUGUUCACCCAUAAUAAUGCCUCAGAAUAAUAAUGGUAGUGAAGAUGUAACUUUUUUCUCUGUAGGUUGUAUGUAUACAGUGCUCUGCAGCAAUCAUAUCUUUUGUUUUGCAGACAUCCCCAAACCAAGUGUCUUAAACAGAAUUGAAUUUCACUGUAUUUUUUCCACAUCGGUCUCCCAGUGUUUCCUACAUACGCUGCAUCAAAAACACCAGGACAGUAAUACCUCUCUUCCUUAUAGAGUCUUACAUGAAUUAAUUCAAGUUCUAAUCUAGCUAAAUGCUCCUGAAUAUAUACAAUGCACAUUUCAUUGUUAAAAAUACAGUCUAUUUUUGAAGUGGCACCAACAUUUUAAUAUUUCAAGAAGUAGUUAAAAUAACAAAAGUGAUUAAUUUUAAUCCCAUAUCCCAGACGUUUGGAGACAGAGCCCUUUAUCCAGCCUCCUGGAUAAUUCCUCUUUUUGUGGCCUUUUCUACAAUUGGAUCUGCCAAUGGGGUAUGUUUUACUGCAGGCAGGUAAGCUUCCAUUCCAAAUAUCUUAAUUUUCUUUUUAUUUCCAAGAGUGAAACAAAAUAAUGUAUUUAUAUUCAACCAGAAUAAAUAUAGAGAGAAAACAACUGUGAAGUACUAGCAAAUCUAGCUGCAGUGUAUUUUGCAAAAAGAAGCAAUCGCUAUACAGAUUUGAAAAAACCUCCUCAUUUCAAAGUAGGUAGAGCUUUUUUUUUCUGGCUGAAUUUAAAGCUAAUCAUUAAGCAAACAAGAAAAGACUAAGAAUUAGAACGUGACUACAGAAUUAACAGUCAAAAUAAGAACUUGAAAAAGUAGCUGUUCCUUUAGAUCUAUUGCUCAACAUUGCUAUUUACUGUUUUCUAAAAAAUGAAUACUACCUGAACACAAUAGGAUUGUACAGACUUUAAGAGAAGGCUGUCAAGGUAGUUCUUUGAUAUAGAAAAAAAUUAGAACAAAUACUCUUUAAUAAAAGACACAGCCACUUCAUUUUUUUUCCAAAACAAUCCCAGAUAAAUGAAAUGUGAAACUAAUGACUAAAAACAGAUUUAGUUUCAAGUUCUGUGCAUUAAUAUCAGUUAUUUCCACUAUUUCAGUUAACUGCAAUGUUCCCUAAGUACCACUGUAUAUUAAAGGAAACAGUGAUGCACACUAGAGGAAAUUCAAUUCAGAUGCAGCUGCACAAUAAAAACAAAUCUUAAGAUCAAUGACUUGUUUAUGUAGCAGGCCGUGAAGGGCACAUGCUAAAGGUGCUCUCUUACAUCAGUGUUAAGUGCUUAACGCCAGCGCAUGCUAUCAUAUUUUAUGGGGCUACUACUAUUAUUUAUAUUAUCUCUGGUGACAUUAACACACUCGUAAACUAUUUUAGUUUUGCGGUCUGGAUAUUUUACGGUUUAAGUGUAUUUGGACUUAUUGUUAUGAGGUUUAAAAGAAAAGAACUCAAGAGACCAAUCAGGAUACCUAUGGUCAUUCCAGUUAUAGUGACAUUAACAUCCAUUUUAUUGGUACUGGCACCAAUCAUCACCACAGCUGAACUGGCCUAUUUGUACUGUGUUUUAUUUAUACUAAGUGGACUUAUAUUUUAUGUACUUUUCGUUCAUUACAAGUUCAAGUGGUCUCAAAAAAUAUCAGAGCCAAUCACUAUGCACCUUCAGAUGCUUUUGGAAGUUGUUCCACCAGAGGAAGUUGCUGAAUAAAAUAUUUUGUGUGAGAUGACGUGUUUUUAAGUGCUACAUCAGUUGAAGGAGAUUCCAUUCAGUUUGGGGCACACUUAAACUUUCUGAAUUGCUAUGUUCAUACUAGUGGGCAGCAUUUUUGCAACGCUACUUAGUAUGUGAAGUAGAUUAAAUUUAAGAAUAAAAAGAUUUCUAAGCCAAAUUAGUACACAGCAAAGCAUUUUUCAUUGUUUGCCAACACGUUAAGCUUGUCUUUCUCUUCUGCACUAGUAUCACUUAAAAUAAGGACUUCUCAAUUAAAAUGAUGGUAAAAACUUACCUGUAGCAUUUGGUCAGAACCCCUCUCUUCUUCCUGCUGAAAGAACAGAUAAGUACAGACAACAGCUCAUUUGCAGCAACAGCUACAACAAGACAUACAAAAACAGGAGAGACAAAAGCCAGACUACCUUUAGUUUCUCAGACCAGCGUUUACUGAUCACCAAAAAGUCGAAGAUUGAGGAAGACAUCAAUUAAGACUUAAUUUCUCAGGAGAGUUUUCUCCUAUGCUAUCUAAGGAAUAGAACACCAAGUAAAUGCAACAGAAGCUAUCCCUCAGCAUGAACGUGACUUGACUUAAUAGGACUAACUUCACCAUUCUAGAAAUGCUCCCUUUGGUAGCUGCCAAAGACGAAAUUGAAAAAAUAGAUACCACAUCUAUAUAUGUGAGUAUGCAGCUUUCAGUUUCUCUGGUCAAGAAACAGAUGGCUUUUUGGUUAAUCAUCUCCUUUACUUACUAUAUACCCUCACAGUAAAUAGAUAAAGAAUUUUCUUAAGUAAUUUGUCAAUAUUUUUAAGUGAUUACUUUAAAAAAGACUGUUCAAAAUACUGAAAGGUAAGUCCUCAACUUUUAAGUACACUAUUUUAAAUAAAUAACACAACAAUGCUAAACAAACGGCUUAAUGACAGAAGUUCAUACUAAUGAUAACCUAGUGAAUUCAACUAAGGAAGCUUUUUCUAUCAUACCGAAGCUACAAAGAAAUGAACAAAAAUCUUAUAUUCCUACAUAUCUCACUUUGCAUUUACCUACAUGGAUGAACAACCCCAAAAGUACAUAUAAUUCAAUGAGUAACUUGGAGGAGACUUUGUGGUCAUGAAAAUAUCUCUAUGCAGUCAGGGCAGUCAGUCAGGGCAGAACAAACACAAAAAAAGCUCAAAAAUGACCAAGGAAAGCAAUGGGUAGCAAAAUAAAAUUCUCAUUCCAUUACAUAUGAAACAUAUACCAAAUACUGUGUUUUGUCCUACUCACACUGCUACUACUGCCUCUCUUAGUUGAGGAAAAUAUGACUUCAAAUGAAUGAACUAUAAAGUUCAGAGAAGAAUCAAAAAUACUUUUUUUUUUUUUUUUU